Messenger RNA from Monopterus albus (swamp eel), 1854 nucleotides. RefSeq names its product glycerol-3-phosphate dehydrogenase 1-like protein. Gene Ontology annotation, biological process: carbohydrate metabolic process; glycerol-3-phosphate catabolic process. The record is from RefSeq and is a predicted model, not a curated record. Gene Ontology annotation, molecular function: glycerol-3-phosphate dehydrogenase [NAD(P)+] activity; protein homodimerization activity; NAD binding. Bases 426 to 1475 code for a protein of 349 amino acids. Gene Ontology annotation, cellular component: cytosol. The transcript has 8 exons. NCBI's taxonomy places the organism in Eukaryota, Metazoa, Chordata, Actinopteri, Synbranchiformes, Synbranchidae.
CAAUUAAUGCGCAGUCGUACUCGAGUACUCGGUUGGUGACGACAAUCCGCGUGUCAGGCAGAUUUCUUUUAUUUCUAGUGAUUCUUUAAUAAUAUAUAUAACAGGUAAAGCAUUAAUGCACUGCACAUUUAGUUAGUUUUCCCUUUUUGUGCACCCACUGUAUCGAUUGCGUUUUAACAAGAAAGCACAGGAGUGAACUGUAGUCUAAAAUAUAGGACAUGGGGAUGCAUUUUGCAAAUGUGUCGAGACGGACGCAGUGAUACUUUUACUGUAGAUUUGUACUUUUGUAAAGCCAGGAGGUGUAUCCGUGGCGAGGGAGGGCUGAAUCAGUUUAUGUAGGGCGUAUGAGGAAGUAAACAUAAACGAGCAAAACAGAGGAACAGGAUCUUCAGUCUUGGGGAGCAGAAAGACUAAUCUCCUCGAAAAUGCCUGCAAAGAAAGUCUGCAUCGUUGGAUCUGGAAACUGGGGCUCCUCCAUUGCCAGAAUCAUUGGGCAGAAUGUCAAAGCAUCCAACCGCUUCGACCCAAUGGUCAAAAUGUGGGUCUAUGAAGAGAUGAUUAAUGGGAAGAAACUGACAGAAAUCAUCAAUGCUGAGCAUGAAAAUGUCAAAUAUUUACCAGGUCACAAGCUGCCCAAGAAUGUGAUUGCUGUUCCAGACAUCACAGAGGCUGUGAAGGGGGCGACGGUCCUGGUCUUUGUUAUCCCACACCAGUUCAUUGGCAAACUCUGUGAUCAGAUGAAAUGUCACGUCACAGAGGGAACCAUCGGGAUAUCGCUCAUCAAAGGUGUCGAUGAGGGACCAGAUGGAUUGAAGCUCAUCUCGGACAUCAUCCGAGAAAAACUAGAGAUUGAUGUCAGUGUCCUGAUGGGGGCCAACAUUGCUAGUGAGGUGGCAGACGAGAAGUUCUGUGAAACCACCAUUGGGGCAAAAAAUGAUGCGAAUGGCCAUAUCUUCAAAGAGCUGCUUCAGACCCCCAACUUUCGCAUCACUGUCGUACGUGAGAGUGAUACUGUGGAGCUGUGUGGAGCCUUAAAGAAUAUUGUGGCUGUAGGUGCUGGAUUCUGCGACGGUCUUGGGUGUGGGGACAACACCAAAGCAGCAGUGAUCAGGCUGGGUCUGAUGGAAAUGAUUGCUUUCGCUAGAUUGUUCUGUAAAGGCACAGUGAGCUCCAGUACAUUCUUGGAAAGCUGCGGUGUGGCCGACCUCAUCACCACCUGCUACGGAGGGCGGAACCGCAAGGUUGCAGAGGCCUUUGUUACAACAAACAAGUCCAUUGCAGAGCUCGAAGUAGAAAUGCUGAAUGGUCAGAAGCUUCAGGGUCCUCAGACUUCAGCUGAGGUCUACAAGAUCCUACAAAAGAGGAACAUGGUCAACAAGUUUCCCUUGUUUGCAGAAGUCUACCAGAUCUGCUUUGAAGGCAAAGCAGUGAAAGAGUUCAUCAAAUGUCUGCAGAACCACCCAGAGCACCUGUGAUGUGACCAGUAUAGAGACACUGCUGCUCCUCCAAUAGCAACUCACUUCCACUAGAGGGUGACAGAGAUUCAUGAGCUACAAGUUCGACAAUACGACAAAGCAAAUACAACCAAGGACACUUUUACUCAAGAUGAUUUUUACUGAUGACAUGAUAGUGGUCAGUAUUAAUGAAUAAAACUCCUAAGGCUGACCACUCCUCUUGUAUUACUGCCAGAGAAAUUGUUAUAAUUUUGUAUGGUGGUGACAGUGUUUGUCUGACUAGUGGGAUUCUGUACUUCACUACAUGACUGUUUAUAAUCACAAAAUUAAAGCUAAAGAUCUAAUUUUUUAUCUAUACAUCAAGUUGUUUUCUCAAUAAAGCCAAUUCAUAAACUGGAAA